AUGAAGCCAGAGGGGAGAGAUGAAGUACCGAGAAGAACGGCGAAUACUAUCUCCAGGAAGCGGAAUGUUCCAAGUGCGAUGCUCUAUAUGCUUCAGAUGGACGAGCGAUCUGAUGAUCAUGACGCGCGGGGCAUCCCUUUGAACCACGAUGACUUCGACAACGAAGAUUGUCUUCCACUUGACCUUGAUGAGGCUGAGGAGGAAGAGCACUCGGCUAUUCUCGCACCUCAGAAUUCUUCUGAUCCUCGCUCAUACCACCCACACUUCUCUCGCCACCACGGCAGGCACUUCAAUCUACACUACCUUAGUUGUGAUUAA
Botrytis porri is the source of this 318-nucleotide messenger RNA. RefSeq lists its product as uncharacterized. The transcript has a single exon. The record is from RefSeq and is a predicted model, not a curated record. NCBI's taxonomy places the organism in Eukaryota, Fungi, Ascomycota, Leotiomycetes, Helotiales, Sclerotiniaceae. The coding region runs from base 1 to 318 and encodes 105 amino acids.